Molecule: messenger RNA, 1698 nt
Organism: Alligator sinensis (Chinese alligator)
Lineage: Eukaryota; Metazoa; Chordata; Crocodylia; Alligatoridae
Gene: SRA1
Product: steroid receptor RNA activator 1
Exons: 3
Biological process (GO): regulation of transcription by RNA polymerase II
Cellular component (GO): nucleus
Source: RefSeq, a predicted model, not a curated record
CCGGGGGGCUCUGAUGUCUGCUGCUCUGUUCUUGCUCCAGCUCCGGAGGACGCCGCUCCCGCGGCCUCGAGUCCAAAGCCCGUGGGGCCCCCGCCGCUGGGGCCGGCGAGCCCGGCGCUGCGGGAGGGUGCCGUGAGCCGAGUCACAAGCGGAGCUGCGGAGGAGCACGACGGUGGCAGCCCGAGCGCGGAGGACGUGAUGGCCCCUCUAACCGAGGCUCUGGGCACCUGCCGGGCCUGUGUGCGGAAACAGGUUUGUGAUGACAUCAGCAGACGCCUUGCUGUGCUUCAGGACAUGUGGGCCCAGGGGAAGCUGUCUGCCCCUGUGAAGAAGAGAAUGGCCAUCCUGGUGCAAGAGCUACAGAAGAAGAACUGGGACUCCGCAGAUGAAAUCCAUCGCUCGCUUAUGGUGGACCAUGUCAAUGAAGUCAGUCAGUGGAUGGUGGGAGUUAAACGCUUAAUUGCUGAGACAAGGGACUUGCCCCCUGGAGUUGUGGCUGCAGAUACUGAAGAAAUUGCUGGAGCUCAGCCAAGUGGAGAAGCUUAGUGAGAUGGGCAAAGCCAUGGGGACUUGAGCUGCACCUGGGAAAACUACACUCUGAGGUAUUGGGAACAUUAUACAGCACUAGUGGAAGAAGGAUGGGACUCCUCCAUCUCCCUCUGCUGCUCCAAGGACCUGAUCCAAGACAUAUUCUCCAAGGGGAGCUUUUUAAUUACCAGUUCAUCUUGUGACAAUGUGCUGCACACUAUUUAAUAAUAGUAAUAAACAAUAUAAUUCCUCUAUGUCUAAGCCUCUGAGCUAACUCAGAGCCCAGUGCUGAGGGAGCCCCUGCAGUCAGUAGGUUCUAUGGUACAAGAUGAGGGAGCACUGCAGGGCCCUGAGGGUAACUGGCAUUACAGAAGCUUCACAAAUAGCAGAAGCACUAUAGCCCUGCAUGGGACACCUGACCAAGGCACAGAUGUUGGCUGAGUCUAAUGUGCCCCAGGACCUGACAGUAGGUGUGGCUAGAAAAGGAGGAAUGUGCUGGCCACUCCUGAUGCCUGCUGCAGUUCAAUGGAGCAAUCGGACACAAGCAGCAAGUGGGGGUGAAAGUCUGGCCCUGAUCUUCCUAGGAGAGCAGGGCUGAGACAAAGCUGACCUCUUCCUUGCAAAAUCAAGCACCACUGGGCACAGGCAAGGCCAAGCCCUGGGAUUGCAGGGCUCAUGGGUGGUUCCUGGGGUUUGCAACAUAUCAGACCUUUCAGCAGUCCCCAAGGCCCCCACAGGCUGAAAUGCUGCUCCCAGCUUGUGGACCAAUCAUUUUGCUGUAGCUCUUUAAGAAGCCACUCUGCUGCCCUCAUAUUUUGGCCCUGGAAAGGAUAGGAGCUUCACCUGCCCAUCUCCACUCGGAGAAAGUUCUGUCAGCCCCAAAGAGAUCCUUGGGAAGCAGUGUGUGGAGCCUGUCUGUGGUUUCCUGAUAGCUCACGUCUGGGCAAAGCUAAAAAUAAGCUGAGUCCUGAAGUCCUCCACAUUCCAAACGGCCUUAAGUCACAAAAAGGACUUCCCAGGCCUCAGAGCUGCUUGGACUACACCAACCCAACAGGGUGCUCCUUGUUGCAGUGAUGGGGGUGGGGGGAGGUCUUCCUGCUGUGGGUCAUUGAAUGCGAAGAUCUACAAUAUCCCACCCUGCCCUAGAGGUGCCACAGGGCCCAGCAGUAC